AUGGCUUUCAGUGGCAAAUUUGAAUUUGAGAGUGAGAAGAACUAUGACGAGUUCAUGAAGUGCCUGGGUGUUUCAGAAGACGUGACUACAAAGGCACGGAACCUAAAGAUCAUCACAGAGAUCCAGCAGAACGGACAGGACUUCACUUGGUCCCAGUCUUACUCUGGGACCAACAUCAUGACCAACAAGUUCACCAUUGGCAAAGAAAGUGAAAUUCAGACCAUGGGAGGCAAGAAGUUCAAGGCUACUCUGAAGCUGGAGAAUGGGAAGGUGGUGGCAGACUUCCCCAACUUUCACCAGACCUCGGAGAUCGUGGGUGACAAGCUGGUGGAGAUCUUCACCAGUGGGGGUGUGACCUAUGAACGAAUAAGCAAGAGGCUGGCUUGA
Messenger RNA from Arvicola amphibius (Eurasian water vole), 387 nucleotides. It is a transcript of the gene Fabp6, whose product is annotated as fatty acid binding protein 6. The record is from RefSeq and is a predicted model, not a curated record. The coding region runs from base 1 to 387 and encodes 128 amino acids. Gene Ontology annotation, cellular component: cytosol; nucleus. Lineage: Eukaryota; Metazoa; Chordata; Mammalia; Rodentia; Cricetidae. The transcript is spliced from 4 exons. Gene Ontology annotation, molecular function: fatty acid binding. Gene Ontology annotation, biological process: fatty acid transport.